Molecule: messenger RNA, 4540 nt
Organism: Oreochromis aureus
Lineage: Eukaryota; Metazoa; Chordata; Actinopteri; Cichliformes; Cichlidae
Product: lysine-specific demethylase 9
Exons: 7
Coding region: 50-2329 (759 amino acids)
Cellular component (GO): nucleus
Source: RefSeq, a predicted model, not a curated record
CAGUAAGAACCCAGAGUCCUUUAAAUUGUUGACUACUGUACGUGCAAAGAUGGCAGCUCAAGUCGACUUGCUCCGUUCCAAAGUAGAAGACAAAAUGGUAAGAGAUCGACUGGAGCGAUUCAUGAAAGAGAAGAAAAAGAAGAAGAAAAGGGACUUGUCGCCGUUGGCCGACAAACGGGAGAGGUCUGAGAAAGAAGCGAAGAAAGUGAAGCUCCAUCACCACCAUCAUAAUCACAAACACGCCGAGCACCGGAUCCAUCAGCCGCAUCAGCUGCAGCAAAAUCCCAAGCCCCACAACUUCAGCACGGACAAGCACGUCCUGCACAGCCACCAUCACAAUCACAGCCUCACCAACGGCACGAAGAAGCCAGUUUUUCCUCCGCCUCAACCGCGAAAGGUGCCGGAGCAGCUGCAGAAGAAGCAAACGGUGCCUUCACAGCCACCUGCGCUCUUCACUUUCACGCCUCUCAAAGUGGUCAAGGCCAAGCCCCAGGAAUUCAAAGAAAAGCCCAGGGAUAAGGACCUGAAACUAAAGCUGAAGAAGGAAAAUGAAGAAGCAAAUGUGAAACACGUCGAACUGAAGAAAAAGAAAGAGCCAAGGCCUCACAAUGAGAAUGGCAAGUCUUUAACACUAGAAGAAUAUCUCCUUAAGAAAAAAAAGAAGAAGAAGAAGAACCAUGAGGAUGAGCACGGUGUCAAGAAGGUUCGACACAUGCACAACAAAGCCGUUCAGACUGUAUGCUCAGGGGUUGGAACAGAUCCUUCUCUGCCUGGCAGCAUUAAGCAUGAAAGCAAUCACCAUCCUGGCAGAGAUGCUGUCAACUACCCGGCCCACCUCCAUGCUCUCAAACAGGUUCACGCCCCCUUCUUUUCCCACCAGGACCACUACAUCCGCAGCUCCUGUCUCCAGACAGGAACACGGUAUGGACGCUUCAUACAUGAGGAAAGGCAACCCAAUGGUGGGGGGUCUAUCUUGCACGCCUAUGCUGAUGAGUUGGCCUGUCUUAGUCCGGCUGAGAUGGAGUGCUUUGCCCAGGAAUUUCUGAAACUGGCCUUUGCUGAAAAGCCUAAAGGUGCAGCCUCCUAUGCCUUGUCAGUAGUACACAAUGCAGCUGCAUACCUACCGGACUUCUUGGACUACUUUGCCUUCAACUUCCCCAACACGCCGGUCAAAAUGGAGAUAAUGGGCAAGAAAGACAUUGAGACUACCACUAUUGCCAACUUUCACUCUCAGGUGAAUCGGACUUACUGUUCAGGGACUUACCGAGCUGGACCCAUGAGGCAGAUCAGCUUGGUUGGAGCCGUUGACGAGGAAGUUGGAGAUUACUUCCCAGAUUUCCUGGACAUGCUGGAAGAGUCCCCAUUUCUCAAGAUGACCCUCCCAUGGGGAACCCUCUCUAGUCUAAAACUGGACUGUCGCUCUCAGAGUGAUGAUGGGCCGAUCAUGUGGGUCCGACCAGGUGAACAGAUGGUGCCCACUGCUGACAUGCCUAAGUCUCCUUUCAAACGGCGCAGGUCCAUGAAUGAGGUCAAAAAUCUGCACUACCUACCGAGAACCAGUGAACCCAGGGAGGUUCUCUUUGAAGACCGAACUAAGGCCCACGCUGAUCAUAUUGGGCAGAGUUUUGACUGGCAGAGCACUGCUGCUGUCGGUGUACUGAAGGCAGUGCAUUUUGGAGAAGGGAAUAACCGACCACGUAUAACCAAAGAUGUAGUGUGUUUUGAUGCUGGGGACUUCAAUGAAGUUGUCCAGAGGCUGCAGCUGGAUCUGUAUGAACCUCCAGUAGCUCAGUGUGUUCAAUGGGUGGAUGAUGCAAAGCUCAACCAGCUGAGGAGGGAAGGCAUUCGCUAUAUCCGCGCCCAGCUGUGUGACGACGACAUUUACUUCAUCCCAAGGAACGUCAUCCACCAAUUCAAGACCGUGUCUGCAGUCUGCAGCCUCGCCUGGCACAUCCGCCUCAAAGAGUACCAUUCAGAAGACGUGACCGCAAAGGAGGAGCAGCAACCCAACGAUCUCAGCCCCACCUCUGGUCGAGUGUCGUUUUUCUCCCCUGCCAGGCCCGAUGCCUCCAUAACCCCCUGUGCGAGACCACAGGGAGACAACAUCCAAGGAGGGGUGGCUAAAACUGAAGAACCCGAGUUCCAGAGGCCAGCAACACCUUCCCAGGAAACUCAGCCAGCCCCUCCGCAGCCUGCUAAAUCUGCUCACCUCCCAACAACAUACAAGGAUCCCCACCAUUUCUUAGCACCAGUCCACCCUGGAUGUACACCUUCAAAAGAGCCCAGCCUUCCGAAAGCUCAUGGCCACACUGCAGACUUCCCAGAAUGACCUUAUAACCCCAUCUACCCCCACAACCUAUAUUUCCCUUGUAAAGGAAUUUUGGACUUGGACUGACAUCUAUGUCAAUCAGGAAGCUUUUUGACUUAAAUUAUUGUUCACGCUUUUUUUUGUUUGUUUGUUUUUAAUCUUCAAAUGUUGUUUAUGAUGUAGUCACAUUUCCCCCCCCAGUCCAAUUACAUCAUUUAAUGGGAUUGUAUAAUACAAUUUCUUUUUUUAUAUUGCUCCCACAUUCACUGUAACUCUCCACUGUUUUAUUCAGAAGCUGUGUAUAGAAACUAUUAUUUUUUAGACUGACAUAAUUUGUCACAUGCACAUGUUUUAAUAUAUGUUGAAUGUUUAGCUGGUUUAGCUUCCAUAUCAUGGAAGAACUGAAGUCGCAAAAUGCUUGUGGAUUGAUUUAGAAACUUAAAAAAUGUAAGUAUAGAAGCAUGAUACUGAUAUUUUUUUUAUUAGUUUCAGUGACCGAUGCAAAGUGAACUAAUGUUAUCUUAAUACUGCGGCUUCUCAUUGAUAGACUGAGUUGUCAAAGUGCCGCCAGGCCUUUCUUAAUUGAUUUAAAAGCUUGGGAAGAAUUGGACCUUUUACAUUCGUCAUGCCUAUGAAAAUAAUAAUUAGCUGUUACUUUGGAUCACAUUCAAACGCCAUCUUUUAAACUUGAGUAUAAUUUCCUUUAAACUAAGCAACAUACAAUAUAUUGUCUAAAUAUAUUACAAGCACUUAAAUCUUACUCGUCUGCUUCAUAAGUUGAAGUUUGGGCAGUUCUUUAUUUAAAUACCAUUUUAUACAGGGCCUUUUUCUUACUGUUAAUACAGUUUUUUGAUAUUUAUUUAUUUUCUUAAGAUUGAGCUUAAAAUAUGAACACAGGUUUAUAACCAGUGAUGAGUAUUUAAGAUUAUGACCUAAUUGUAAAAGCACUUCUAAAUGACUAAGGAAUCACAUCUAUUGCGCUUAGCAAUAACAAUUUGACUCUUUUCUUCAUGUGUGGAGUUAGUAUUCAGAAUUUGGAAUGUAAAUAUUAUGUUGUUAUUGCUGGGAAUAUGUUGCAGCUGUCUUUCAGUCUCAGUUUAAUUAAAAUUCCAUUCACACUUUUAUUGUUAACUGAUAAUGUCAUUAUGCUGAAGAAGGCACUUUGUAGUGAGUUUGACGUAGUUGCAACUAUGUGGCAUCAGAAAAUGUAAGCCCCGCCCCCCGCCUGCACAAGGUUUGUCCAAAAAUACUGCUGUCAGUCACAACAUUAGAACUACUUGCCUCAUAGUAUGUAACUCCUGGCACAACACUGUCAGCAGUCCCGAAGGGUCUGUGUCUGUGGUCUCUGGGGAUCAGACUAUUGCAUCUCACAAAUGCACGAUUAUACUAGAACCUGCAGAGUUUUGAGGCCCGGUCUAUGCCUUGGGCAUUUUAGUCUGUUCAGCCAUUCCUGAGCACUUUUUGUGUUGUGUCAGGGUUCUGCUCAGGGAGGCCCAUGCAGCCUUUUUUUUGGAGUUGUACCAUCCACAUGAAUACCUGAAUUAUUUCCUCAAAGUCGAACGCAGUGAGUGUUAUUUCUGUGCGAGUCUGUAAUGCUGUGGCUAAUAGGCGUAUAGCGUCGUAGCUUUGAUCGAGUUUUAGAGGACGACCGAGUCUCGGAGCGAGCUUCAUUCUGUUGUCUUCUAAAUUUUGCUCCUGUGUGAAGGAAGUGAUGGUGUUUUGCCGCCUUUGCUAUACCACUGACUACAUCUUAGUGCCUUGUACUUUAUAUAGCUAGCCUCAUUUAAACCUGCAAGGUUUAUUUGUUGAGUAGGAUGGUAAAAUGGGGUGAGGCCAAACAGCCAUAGUGUACCAUGUUUUUGUUAUUAAAAAAAAAUGUUGCUCACAUGAUCCUUUUUACAUUUGCAUGAUAUCCAAAAGCAAAUAAUAAUAGCAUCAUAGUUUUAUAGAAGAUUAGGCCUUUCAUAAUCCAAACUAGGAAGAAAAAUGGCUUUUUUUGUCAGAAAUGUGGCUUUCACAUGGUCUUAACUUAAUAAAUCGAUGUAGAAAACCCCCCCCAUCACAGCCCUGUCAUAUCAGGCUUUUGUCAUUUCAUGUUGCAAUGCUCUGUGUGCCAGAAACAUGGAUUUCUGUUGUUUGUAAUGUGAUGUAGUCUUGUUAAACAAGAGGGGAAAAAAAAACACAAUUAGAAUGCAUACUGUCAAUAUUUUUUAAUAAAUAAUUUGUGUGUAA